Ictidomys tridecemlineatus (thirteen-lined ground squirrel) is the source of this 2009-nucleotide messenger RNA. NCBI's taxonomy places the organism in Eukaryota, Metazoa, Chordata, Mammalia, Rodentia, Sciuridae. The record is from RefSeq and is a predicted model, not a curated record.
CUGCUCCAGAAUUCUCUGCUUAGGCAGGGCAGCUCUCCCUGCAGCCUGCUUAGAACACCUCCCCUUUUACCAUGGUAUGGUCACUAGCACACAAUCUGCCAAGCCUGACACUGCCUCUCCCUUCAGAUGAGUAAGGAGGAUGACAGAAGUGCUUACUAGUGCCAGGUGAGCAACCAGGGAUCAGGUCAUCACAGCUGAGGAGUUCACAUCAAAAGACUUUCCAAACUGUGACUCAGAAGCUAAGUGCUCCCUAGCAUGCUGGCCAGGCUCAUCUGAGCCUCAGGACAAUGAGCCCAGAUAACCCCCAAUCCAGCCUCCUCCUCUGCUUCACGGAGAAAAACCAGGACAAGGCCCAGCAUCCCACCACAUUUCAUGUUGAGAAAGUCGAGAACAAGAAAGUUGGAUUUCUAGAAGCUAAAGAUGCCCUUUCUCCUUGGGACCGAAGACAUCACCUGCCUGACUUUUCUUCAAAUAGUACAGCACCAAAUCCCACCCAGCAAAAGACUCUGGUUCUCCAAACACAGCCCUGCAAUAGCAACCCUAAUGUUCAGAUGUUAGAAGCCCAGGACGAAAUAGUCCCAGGAGACAUUAGAUACCGCCUGGAGCCCCUAGUCCUGGCUCCACUCCAGAUGCAACUGCAGCACUCCUCCAGCCAGCCCUUCAAACAUCGGUGGCUCCCCUUCAGCAGAACCUAUGGAGAACGUUUCAUGCCCUGGAAGACAGAGCCUAAGAUUUACCAUGGGGUGAAGCCCUACCAUUCAGUUCACUUUACUUCACCCAAUCUAGGGGCAUUCCAGUCCCCUGGACAGCUCCCAGUGUUAGGAUCCACCAACCCAGCGGAAAACAGCAAGAAGCCAGAACUCCAGCCUUCUCUCCUCAACAGCCCUUCAGGCAAUGUUUGGCUACAAGGUGAACACAACAUGACUACUCCUCAUCAGAUUUCCUUCCAGAGUCCUCCUCUUGGUCUGUCAAUACUUCCAGUUCACAUGCAGAGCAGAAAAGUAGCACCAAUAGUGCGUAGGGGCCAUGCAGAAUAUCCCAACCAGCAGUACCAGAGUGACUUCCAAGCCCCUCCAUGGAGUCAAGUUCUCACCCCUGACCCAGACAAAAGAAGCCAUAGGAUCGACAAAUACAUCCAGCAUGUGCAGAAGGGAACAGUCGGAGGCCAGCAUUGCACUGCUGGUGUGCAUCAGCAGCCCAGCUGGUCACAGCGGGAGAUGGCCAUCCUGGAUGGGAAGUGCGUGGCCAAGUUUGAUGGCAACACAGUGACCAAGAUGUCUUAUCUACCUUCUCUCAAGCCCCUGGUAAAAAGAGUCAAGGGUAAGUUCCACUCUAACACACUAGGGGUCUUCAAAGACAAGUUCCAAACUGAAACUACCAGCAAACAAUUCUUCCAGGACUGGGGAGCUCAACCCCAUGUGCUCCAGGAACCUCAUUACAGAGGCAAUGAGAAGCUCCUGGGUUCACAGGCACCAGCUGAAGAUGCAACCACCUGGAGGACCACUUACAUGCCCUUGUUUACUGAACGGCUUAAAUUGUGUAAGCCCAAGGUCAAUGGCAUAAAGUCUGAGGCAAGCAAUUUCUCAACUGGGCACAGGAAAUCAUUCAGGCCAGCCCCAAAGCUUGGGUCUCAAAAUCAGGACAUCAGGAGUGACUGACCGAAUAACGUCUAUAAAAAUAUGCAGUUCAGGACACACAUCUGCUAACCAGCUAACAUAUACAAUCAAGGUCUCCAGACAGCUACCUCUGCCCUAGACUCAGCUUUCACACUGGAUUGCCCAGCCACACCCUAACCCUAGUCCUGCCCUCUGCAAUGCUGACUGAGCAAAGGCAAGAAACCUCUUAAGAAAGGAAAAAUUCACUGGUGUUCUGGAAGGUCAGUGUCCCAAGAGACAUGAGGAAAAAGAAGUUCAGAGUCAUUCCCUCUAACCACUGAACCGGCGAGCCAAUGACAAAGUACUAAGUUUUCUCCAGUGGAAAUUAAAUUCUCUUUGAGCGAGAGUGUCUGA